Molecule: messenger RNA, 1758 nt
Organism: Camelina sativa (false flax)
Lineage: Eukaryota; Viridiplantae; Streptophyta; Magnoliopsida; Brassicales; Brassicaceae
Biological process (GO): mitochondria-nucleus signaling pathway; chloroplast-nucleus signaling pathway
Cellular component (GO): chloroplast
Molecular function (GO): mRNA binding; protein binding
Source: RefSeq, a predicted model, not a curated record
UACAGAGAGAUAUUGAGUAGACGAAAUGGGAAAUUACAGGAUUUGAAGUUAGACGAUGCAAUUGGUUUGUUCGGUAACAUGGUCAAGUCUCGUCCUUUUCCUUCAAUCAUUGAGUUUAACAAAUUGUUGAGUGCCAUUGCCAAAAUGAACAAGUAUGAUGUUGUCAUCUCCUUGGGCGAGCAGAUGCAGAAACUGGGGAUUUCACACAGUCUCUAUACAUACAGUAUUCUCAUAAACUGUUUCUGCCGCUCUUCUCAACUCUCCCUUGCUUUAGCUGUUUUGGGGAAGAUGAUGAAACUCGGCUAUGAGCCCGAUGUUGUCACGCUUUCUUCGCUUCUCAACGGGUACUGUCACGGCAAGAGGAUAUCCGAUGCGGUAGCUUUGGUUGAUCAGAUGGUGGAAAUGGGAUAUCAACCUAAUACCGUUACAUUUACAACUCUGAUUCAUGGCCUUUUUCUCCACAACAAAGCUUCCGAAGCUGUGGCUUUAGUUGACCGAAUGGUUCAAAGAGGCUGUCAGCCGAGUCUCGUUACUUAUGGUGUGGUAAUUAAUGGACUCUGUAAGACUGGUGAUAUUGAUUUGGCUUUAACUCUGCUCAAGAAGAUGGAACAAGGUAAAAUAAAGGCUGAUGUUGUAAUCUACAACACAGUCAUUGAUAGUCUUUGCAAAUACAAACAUGUGGAUGAUGCUCUCAACCUGUUCAACGAAAUGGAGAAGAAAGGAAUUAGAGCCAAUGUUGUUACCUACAACUCCCUCAUAAGCUGCCUUUGUAAUUAUGGACGAUGGAGUGAUGCCUCUAGAUUACUCAGUGAUAUGAUCAAGAGGAAAAUCAACCCUGAUUUAGUCACUUUUAAUGCAUUGAUUGAUGCAUUUGGCAAGGAGGGGAAGCUUGUAGAGGCUGAAAAGCUGUACGAGGAGAUGAUCAAAAGGUCUAUAGAUCCUGAUAUUGUCACUUAUAGCUCACUCAUCAACGGGUUUUGCAUGCAUGAUCGUCUAAACGCGGCCAAGCAGAUGUUUUCUUUGAUGGUUAGCAAGGGUUGUCUCCCAGAUGUAGUGACAUAUAGUACUCUAAUAAAAGGAUUUUGUAAGUCUAAGAGAGUGGAAGAAGGUAUGCAAGUCUUCCGCGACAUGUCUCAAAGAGGAUUGCUUGGCGACACAAUCACUUACAACAUUCUUAUCCAAGGGUUAUUUCAAGCUGGAGAUUGUGAUAUGGCUCAAGAAACUUUUUGUCAAAUGGAGACUUUUGGUGUCACUCCUGAUCUUUGGACUUAUAACAUUUUGUUAGAUGGACUUUGUAGUAAUAAGAAGCUAGAGAAAGCAUUGGUGGUAUUCGAGUAUAUGCAAAAGAGUAAACUGGAACUUGAUAUUUUCACAUAUACUACUAUGACUGAAGGGAUGUGCAAGGCUGGUAGGGUGGGAGAAGCCUGGGAUCUAUUUUGUAGCCUCAGCCUUAAAGGAGUGAAGCCUAAUUCUGUAACCUACAAUACCAUGAUCUCAGGCUUGUGUAGUAAAAGCCUACUACAGGAAGCGAAUGACUUGUUUAGAGAAAUGAAAGAAGACGGACCUCUUCCAGAUAGCGGUACGUAUAAUACGCUGAUCAGGGCACAUCUUAGAGAUGGUGACAAAGCAGCAUCAGCUGAACUCAUCAGAGAAAUGAGGCGUUGCGGGUUUGUUGGAGAUGCUUCAACUUUUGGCUUGGUCACAGAUAUGUUUUUUGAUGGGAGAUUGGACAAAAGCUUCUUGGAAAUGCUUUCUUAA